AUGAAGACAACUGAUCCUCCUGCUGAGCUCAAGAUCCUGGAUCCUGGGUACUUGGGUCACCUGUACAUUAACUGGACUCUGCCUGCAAGCCUGCGAAAUCUGAACAAUUGCUUUGUUCGAUUCCAGCUUCAGUACUUUGAUACCUCUGAGAACAGGUUGAAGGUGGUGAGAACAACAGAGCACAGCUAUAGCGCCUACUUCAACCUGGAGAAGGAUGCUCACGUGAGGGUAGAGACCCUCAUUAGCGGGCCUUGUGUUAAUGGCUCCGAUGAGCUCCGCAGCAUGUCCUCAGAGGCUGUUCUACGAGCCCACUCAAGAGGUCUCCAUGGCUCCAAGAUUGAAGACCUGACAUGUGUAUUCUACAAUGGGGAAUAUAUGGAUUGCAUCUGGACGAAGAAAAACACAAAACCUCCACAUUCCCACUACCAUCUGUACUUCUGGCACCAAGGCAUGGAGCAAGCCCAGGAAUGCCCUCAAUACAUUGAGUUGCACAGAGAAAGGACUGGCUGCAGGCUAUACUGGCCUUUGCUGCUUGAGUUUACAGAGUUUAAUAUCUGUGUGAAUGGUUCUGCCAUGGGUCUCCCCCUGCAAGCGGCCUACUUCAUUCUGCAGGUACAGAAUCAAGUGAAGCCAGCUCCUGUGAAGGCUCUGAACCUGGAACCCACCAUGGAUGGGCAGUUCCUUCUGGAAUGGGCACCGCCAGAAGGGAGAGUCCCUGGGCACUGCUUGGAGUUUGAGGUGGAGUCUGUGGCAGGGGACACAGAGGGUCCAAAGGAGAGGAAAAUCACACGAUUGUGGUCGUUCGUGGUCUCCCGACCAGACCAGUGCACAAGUGUUUGCCUGAGGGUCCGUGGCAGAGUGCACCACUUCUGUGCUGACAGAAGCUUUUGGAGCGAGUGGAGCCAAGCGCUCUGCACACCACAUGGGGCUGGGCUCCCUAACCUCUGUGUGGAUUAAAGGGAGACCUUUGUGUGGGCGAAUGUUGCCCUGACAGGGGACAGUAUGCUGAUGGUGCAUUCCUUACCCUCCUUCAAAGACCGACUGCCUUCUUGCCUCUACAGAAGCUGCUGAGCUUGAGGGUCUUGCUGUAACUACCACCCUCUUCUAUCUCUGCUUAUUGCUGUGUGAAACUCUAUGAACAGAGCAACUGCUGGACUUAUUUUUAAUUAUGAACAAUUUCUGAUGAUAAACGGGUCCUCCACAAGUCUACACAAAGGGAUAUUAAGUCCCUAAAUAUUCUCAACUUCAUACCAGCUUGUAACUAACAACUGAAGCAAAAUUAAAACCAGGCUUGAGGGCUUGACUAGUGGGGGUUAGAGGAUGUUUAUCCCCCCUCCUUGUGUCUUUCCAUUCACAUCCUGUAGCUGGGACUCUGGUUAAAGCCUGAUCACACUAUACUCUAACCAGAUUGCUAUGCUCCUCCUCCUCCUCUGCCCGCUUGGUGGUCCCAAGCACAAAAGGUCCAAAAUGAAAAGCACAGACAUUUUCAGUUGUGGCUCCAGUGUAGUGGAAUGAACUCCCGCUGUCACUCAGAACUGCUGAAUCUCAAUCACCAUUCAAGAAGGGUCUUGAAACUCGCCUCUUUUGAAGUCUCUACUACUCUGAUCUCCUUUGUGCCCUCUAAAUGUGUACUAUGGCAUCUGUUUAACCUAUUUGCACCUACUUGUGUAAUGUAUGCUAGUUCUUACGGUGGUAUGUUACGAAGUGACUGUACCCAAAAAUCAUGUGCCAGCAUCCAAAUCUCUCCUCCUGUCAGCGUAGCAUGGGAGGGGUGGGACGGUACAGUCAUUCAGUCCAAAGAUGAGUGUUUUUCGGGUACAGCUAGUACAACUGCCUUUCCUGCACUAGUUGUUCUCGUCAGGAAAGUCACAUCGGCCACUUCAUGCGUUAACAGGUUGUGAUGCAGAAUGGGGAAAAAAAAUAGCAAAAGUGGCUAACCCAGCUGGACGCAGGGAACCUGACAUAAGAAUCCCCUGCCACAAUGCUUAUUGUUCUUAUUUUUAUCUGUAAACUUCUGCAUAAUGCACUGCUGAAAGUGUACAACUUCUUUUAGUACUGUUAAAGCUUUCCAAAAUAACAGGCUAUCAUACUAUAUUGCCAGUUGUCUUGCCAGUUUA
Molecule: messenger RNA, 2117 nt
Organism: Scleropages formosus (Asian bonytongue)
Lineage: Eukaryota; Metazoa; Chordata; Actinopteri; Osteoglossiformes; Osteoglossidae
Product: interleukin-13 receptor subunit alpha-2-like
Exons: 7
Coding region: 1-957 (318 amino acids)
Biological process (GO): cytokine-mediated signaling pathway
Cellular component (GO): external side of plasma membrane
Molecular function (GO): cytokine receptor activity; protein binding
Source: RefSeq, a predicted model, not a curated record